Molecule: messenger RNA, 636 nt
Organism: Rotaria socialis
Lineage: Eukaryota; Metazoa; Rotifera; Eurotatoria; Philodinida; Philodinidae
Source: the annotation of a GenBank genome assembly
AUGUAUCAUUAUUAUUCGGGUGCUAGUAAUAAAACUCUUACAAAACCAAUUUCACCAUUAAUGAUGGAAAAUACUAAUACAUAUUUUCGUGAAACAGCUUUUGAUCCGCUUAAUUAUGCAUUUGAUGCUGAAACAAUGAUUGAACCAUUUACAUAUUUUCAAGAUGGUCCAGGCGAAUCUCGUCGAAAACCAAUUAUAUUUCCGUCAAUAUCAUCUUCGUCUUCAUUUUCAAAUUCUCUCUGGUCGCCUACAAGUAGUAUAUCACCAUCGGAUGAAAAUCCUCCGAAUCAUUAUCAUCAAUAUAAUAAUAUGCUUCAUUCAAAACAUCAACAACCUCCUCAACAAUCUCAAUAUUCUAAAACAAUUUGUCGACAUUGUAAAAGUCAUAAUAUGCCAGAAUGUCUUUAUACUUCUCAUUCAAUGUAUGAUGAAACUGGAGAAAUAUUUUGUCCUGUGUUAAAAAAAUGUCAUUGCGCUAAUUGUAUUCGUGUUAUUAAUUCAACUGAAAGACACGAUGACGAUUCCGACGAUGAUAAUAAUCUACGUUAUCUUUCGAAUGAUAAUGAAUUCGGUCAUUUAUAUGAAAUUGACCAACGACAAAAUUAUUAUCGUUUAAAUAACAACAACAAUUUUUAA